Funneliformis mosseae is the source of this 548-nucleotide messenger RNA. The record is from the annotation of a GenBank genome assembly. NCBI's taxonomy places the organism in Eukaryota, Fungi, Glomeromycota, Glomeromycetes, Glomerales, Glomeraceae.
UUGAAGAUUUGUUAAAUGCAGGUGGUACAAAAGUUCUUGACGCUGGCUGCCAUCCCGCCGCGCCUUGGUUAAUGGAUAUGGCAAAAGAAUAUAGAAAUUGUAAAUUUUUUGGUACCGAUAUUUUACCCAUUCCUGAACCAAAAAACAAACCAAAGAAUCUUAACUUUUAUCAAUGUGAUACCUUGAUUGGAUUACCUUUUGAAAACAAUACCUUUGAUUUUGGUUUUGAAACCCGGAGGCUAUUUGGAGUUCAUGGAUCUCGUACAGUAAUGCACAAAUUGUAUGAAUAUAAAGGAAUAGAUCCCUAUAUUGUAUACAAGUUGCCAUUGAUGUUAGAAUUAACUGGGAGACUUAGCAACAUUAACAUGAAGAAAAAAGAUUUUAUUUCGGAAUGCCCGGAAGAAUUGAUCAAUUCUCAUUAUUCCAGAUUAUUCACAAGUUAUAAAAAACCCAUCGUUGAUUUCGUAGAUGAUUUAAGUUAUGAUAAUUAUGAUGAAAUGAUUGAAAAGGGUCUCAAAGAAUUUGAUGAAAAUCAUCACUUCAAUUAA